CUUACUAGUCUCUCUUGCUUAAACACAAGCACAAUUUCAAGUUCCCCAACUCAUCCUUUGGCUUACAGUGCUACUUCUGCAGUUUCAUAAUGAAGCAACGGCUGGUGCUCAGCUUUGAUACAUAUUAUGAUGACUACAAUAGCAGGUCUAAGGCCAUGAAGACUGUUGUGAGUGCCGAUGGUGUGACGUCUGUAAAAUUAGAUGAGAAGGACGAGAGCAAGAUGGUGGUGAUAGGUGAGGAGAUGGAUGCCUAUGGGCUGCUGAACAUUCUGAAGAAGAGGAAUUUCAAAGCCCACAUGGAGAGCUUAGAGGAAAUAAAACAUGGGAAACAAGAGCAUCAUGAGAAAUAUAAGAAAAAGGAGCAUCACAAGAAAGAGGAGGAGAAAAAACAUAAGAAGGACAGGAAGAAGAAGGAAAGGAAGGAUAAGAAGAAGCACGGGCACUCAGACUCCGACUCUGAUUCUGGUUCAGGCUCAAGCUCUAGCUCCAGCUCGGACUCGGAAUCGGACUCAGAUAGGAAGAAGCGAGGACAUCAUCAUAAUCGGUCGAGCUCCAGCUCGAGCUCGUCCAGCUCCGACUCGGACUCAGACUCAGAUAAGAAGAAGAAGCAAGGACACCACCAUCGUAAUCGGACGACAUACGUUUACAUGCCGACAUAUCCGCCGCAAAUUUACCCUGCACCUGCACCAUACGACGACGGCUAUAACUACAACUAUUCCACCAGCCGUUACUGAGAGAGUGACAACCAGGACAAUUGCUUCAUAUGUGGUAUAUAAGCUUGUCAAUAUGCCAGGCACUAGGCUUGGAUGUUUUGCUUUUGAUAAAUAAAACUGUGUAUUUUUUUCCUUUUCUUUUUUUUUUUUGGGUAGAAUUUUUGGAUUCUCUCAAGGUGGACUUACUCUGUAUUUCCUUCGGUGGAAGGUCUUGCGCUUGCCCGGUGUAGAGAGCCUUUAAUGGCAAAGCAUGUACCUAAUUAAUUUGGUCGCGUUUGUAAACAAUCAAUGCACGUAUAGC
Molecule: messenger RNA, 1014 nt
Organism: Nymphaea colorata (pocket water lily)
Lineage: Eukaryota; Viridiplantae; Streptophyta; Magnoliopsida; Nymphaeales; Nymphaeaceae
Product: suppressor protein SRP40-like
Exons: 3
Coding region: 90-734 (214 amino acids)
Source: RefSeq, a predicted model, not a curated record